CUGAUAAAUAUCACCAAAAACUUUACAGAGCGAUGGGAUCGCGAUAACUUCAUCGACAUCAUCUGGCAGAACAUUGACAGAGGUGCGCUAGACCAAUUUGGUAAAGUGGAUUUGAGUAAAACAUCUUACUAUGGGCAACCGUACGACUACAAAUCUAUACUACACUACGAUAGCUUGGCAUUCAGUAAGAAUGGCUUCCCAACGAUGUUACCAAAACAGAAAUCCGCUACGAUUGGUAAUGCGAAAGACUUCAGUGACGUCGAUUUGGCGAAAAUCAAUCGGAUGUACAGCUGUCCGAGUGAAACGAAGCAACAAACGGCUCCUUUUGCCAGAGCCCAGCAUAGUCCAAUCUACCAAGCGAUCAACAAGUACGACGAUCGACCGAAACUUCCGCCACAAUACUACGACGGAAUGCAUUCGAACAAACCACAACGAUGUGAGGAUAAGAUCACUGUGUGCUGGUGGACAGCAGAUCGAUGUCGAGCGCCGGCGAUCUACGCCAUGAUGACUUCGCUUUGUCCAAAAACUUGCGGGUUUUGCUAG
Cooperia oncophora is the source of this 543-nucleotide messenger RNA. The record is from the annotation of a GenBank genome assembly. Lineage: Eukaryota; Metazoa; Nematoda; Chromadorea; Rhabditida; Trichostrongylidae.